Molecule: messenger RNA, 1405 nt
Organism: Manihot esculenta (cassava)
Lineage: Eukaryota; Viridiplantae; Streptophyta; Magnoliopsida; Malpighiales; Euphorbiaceae
Product: translocase of chloroplast 33, chloroplastic
Exons: 8
Coding region: 252-1145 (297 amino acids)
Biological process (GO): intracellular protein transport
Cellular component (GO): chloroplast outer membrane
Molecular function (GO): GTP binding; protein-transporting ATPase activity
Source: RefSeq, a predicted model, not a curated record
CCGGGCCAAAGAAGACACUAACAAAAACUCUGGUUUGAUAAGGUCAUCAGUUGCUGCAGGAGCAACCAGCAAAACCAACCUCCUAAGAUUUUCUCCUUCUCUUCCUUUGGUUUUGCGCACUUGGCGAGAAAAGAGGUUAGCCCCAUUCGCAGUUCUCCCCGAUACUCGCUUUCUUAUUUUCCAUCGGCGUCUCACUUGCGCAUUCACUCAAUUCAUUUGCUGUAGAUACAUUUCAAUUUCUCUCAGGUUCAAUGGGGUCCAUACUUCGUGAGUGGGUUGGGUUUCAGCAGUUCCCUGCGGCCACCCAAAGUAAACUCGUGGAAUUGUUUGGCAAAUUAAAGGAAAAGGGUGUGAGCGCUUUGACCAUUCUCGUAAUGGGCAAAGGUGGAGUUGGAAAAUCUUCGACUAUCAAUUCUCUUAUUGGAGAGAGAGUGGUGAAUGUGAAUGCCUUCUCGUCAGAGGUGUCGAGACCUGUAAUGGUUUCACGGACCCGGGCUGGAUUCACAUUAAACAUCGUAGACACUCCGGGCCUUGUGGAGGGUGGCUAUGUCAAUUACCAAGCAUUGGAAUUGAUUAAACGGUUUCUUUUGAACAAGACUAUAGAUGUUCUGCUGUAUGUUGACCGCAUGGAUGCAUAUAGAGUGGAUGACUUGGAUAAGCAGAUAAUAAGUGCCAUUUCUGAUAGUUUUGGGAAAGAAAUAUUGCGUAAAAGUUUGCUUGUCCUCACCCAUGCACAGCUCUGCCCACCAGAUGAUCUCAGUUAUGAUGUUUUUCCGGCUAGAAGAUCGGAGGCUGUCUUAAAGACCAUUCGUGCAGGAUCAAGGAUGAGGGCAAGGGAUUUUAAGGAUUCUGCCAUUCCAGUUGGUUUGGUUGAGAAUAGUGGGAGAUGCAAUAAAAAUGAGAGUGAUGAAAAGAUUCUCCCAAAUGGCAAGGCCUGGAUACCAAGCUUGGUAAAAGAAAUCAUUGGGGUUGCCACCAAUGGGAAUAAAUCCAUUGUUGUUGACAAGAAGUUGCUAGAAGGGUCUGAGUCAAAUGACAGAGGGAAGGUGUUCAUUCCUCUCAUUCUCGGGGUCCAGUGGCUUCUUGUUAAAUGGAUUCAAAGAGCAAUUAGAGAUGAUAUUGCAAAAGGGGGCAAAGCCUUCUGAGUGCUGCUCAAUUCGGUUGCCGUGGAGUGCAUGCUUUUAAAUGGCUAUUUGAUAUUUUCUCUCGCCUUCUCUCUCUACAACUAGAUUCCUUUCAUAUUCUGGUACUUGCAUCCCCUGAAAAUUCCACCCAUGACAGUAUGUCCGAGUUUGGUUUUGUCAGCGACCGAAUAUUAGGAACAAUGGAAUUUUUCUCCCUCAGUUGAGUGUAUUUUUGUCUCGGAGCUUAAUCUAAUUUUCCUUGUAUGGAUUAUUUUCUUCUA